This is a messenger RNA of Rhodotorula graminis WP1, 1963 nucleotides long. RefSeq lists its product as uncharacterized. NCBI's taxonomy places the organism in Eukaryota, Fungi, Basidiomycota, Microbotryomycetes, Sporidiobolales, Sporidiobolaceae. The record is from RefSeq and is a predicted model, not a curated record. Gene Ontology annotation, molecular function: mannan endo-1,4-beta-mannosidase activity. The transcript is spliced from 7 exons. Gene Ontology annotation, biological process: substituted mannan metabolic process. The coding region runs from base 1 to 1437 and encodes 478 amino acids.
AUGGCCUGCACCGCGUCGACUUCCAAGGUCGCCAUCCCGCGGCCACGCACCCGCAGCCGCCGCGCCCGCCUCGCAGGGGCCUGCGUCGCCGCCUGCGUCGCGCUCGCCUCCGUCACCUCCGCCAGCGCCCAGGCCAUGUUUGAGCCGCCUGCGAACCAGGUCAUGCUCGGCUUCUGGUACGACUCGGCAGAUCCCUACUACGACACGCCCGACACGAUCAACCAGAAGCUCGGCAACAACGUGCCCGUCUUCCAGCUGUCGCAGCAGAUCCCGCUCCCGGCGUUCAACUACACGACCGGCGCAGGUGGUGCCGCACCCGAGAGCCUCAUCGAGCGGUCGGCGACCGACGCCGCCGUCUUCCUCACCAUCUACCCGACCACGUUCGACGCCAUCACCGACGACGACUUUACCAACCUCGCCAAGCAGAUCUACGACUACCAGGCCAACCUCAACCGCACGGUCUUCCUCCGCUAUGCGCCCGAGAUGCAGGGUACCUGGAUGACCUACGGCUUUGACCCGGCCGGCUUCCUCCAGUCGUGGACCAACAUGUACACCAUCAUCAAGGCCAUCGCGCCCGAGACGAUCAUGGUGUGGGCGCCCAACACGCCCCAGGGCUACCCGUACGGCCAGCAGUACACGGCAUAUGGCGCGCUCAGCGCCGCCAACCAGGCGCUCCUCGACACGAACGGCAACGGCGAGCUCGACGCCGGCGACGACGCCUUCUCGCCGUACUACCCGGGCGACGACCUUGUCGACUGGAUCGGUCUCUCGAUCUACUACAAGGGCGUUCCCUCCGACAUUCAGAACAACGUUCAGCCCGACGGCUACUGCGCGUCCAUCAUCACGGGCACCGACCCUGCCGACAACAGCGCCAUCACCGAGUUUUACCAGGCGUACUGCGCGAGCAAGCCGUCCAAGGCGUGCAUGUUUGCCGAGGCCGGUGCCGCCUUCCACGUCAACGACGACGGCCCUGCGUCGCAGACUCAGCUCCAGCAGGCUUGGCUCAAAGACUGCGUCACGUCGCAGACCAUGCUCGACCGCUUCCCGCGCAUCAAGCUCUACAUGCAGUUCGAGUACGAGAAGGUCGAGGACUCGAACAGCGGCACCAAGGACCUGCGCGACUACCGCAUCCUCAACGUGACCGAGGUCCGCAACGAGUUCAUCGCCGACAUCGCCUCGCUCAGCGACCGCUUCACGUGGGCCCAGUCGCGUGCGCCGCCGACGUCCAUCUCGUCGGCCGGCGCGCCUGCGGCCACCAACUCGGCCGGCUCGAGCGUCAUCCAGGCCAUCACGGCGACGACGCGCCCGCGCCCGACGACGUUCCCGAGCCUGUUCGGCUACACGAGCGACGGCACGCAGCGCGCCGAGUGGGCCGAGCUCGGCAUCAUGGUCGCCGCCGGCGCCGUCGGCGCGUGGACCGUCAUGCGCACCCUCUGAGCGGGUCGUCGCUCGGGCCGAGUUGCCUGCUCGAGGAGGGCCGCAGCGAGCUCGUCCGGACCAUGUCGACGAGGUACCGGACGGGCAGGAGGUCGCCCGUCGUUUCGCCAUAUUAGACCGCGAGGUCGACCUCGUCAACUCGAUUUACCUCGAGCCGCCGAGCUUUACCACCCUCGCCUUACCUCUCCUCCCUCUUUCUCUCUCUCGCUCCUUUCGCCGUUCUGUUUGACUACCUCCCCUUCACCCUGCGGGCUCGCAUCAAGGACACUGCCUGCACCUUCCUCCCCUCUUCUUUUCCCGCCCUCCUAUCGACGCUCUCGUCCCUCGUUCUCGCCUCCUCAUCCCUUACACUUCUCACUCGCAUCGCCCUCUCUCUCCCUCUCGCGCGCCUCGUUGUCGAUGGACUUUCGCCCCUCUCCCUCCCCCUUGCACACCGCCUUGUCUACACGCUUCUCUCCCCUCCUCCUCCCACGUUCAUGUCCUCCCGCGUCUCUCCACCGGUAAUAUACCCUUCACGCCCACCUCG